AUGUCGCACAUAGGCUCACACUAUUCCAAUGAAGUGGACACAAGCAAUUGUUAUAUCAUUCCAGCAUCUAACGAGAAGAAAACUGAGACAGACACCAGCCUGAAUCAGGAGAAGAUGCCUCAGAUGCACGGGGGCCACGAGGCCGUGCACAUGGAGAUGGUCUUCUUCUCUGACCUGAUCACCAUGCAGGUGAUGCUGGAGACAGAGGCAGAACCACUCUUACAAUCUCCGGUGUCAGCUCUGAAACAGUAUGUCACUGUAGCAGCGAGUGUGGACGCCGUGACCCAGCUGGUGGCCUUGCUGCAGAUGUGGGCUGUCCCUUUGUACUUGACAGUGAAGCUCUCUUUACUACUGGUGGCAGUUUCUAUGUGUGGAAUGUUCUACAUUCUUACUAGGGACAUCCUCUUCAGAGCUACCUGGGAACUGCUUUUGGGGCAAACACUUCAGUUGGUCUACAAAAGCUUUCUUCUAAUCUAUAAGAUCAGCUAUACGUUUGGUGUAGUGGGUUAUUUGGCCAUUGUGUUUACAAUAUGUGGAUUCACUCUAAUAUUCAAAAUCAAAUCUAGAGAUUUCCUGGAUUUGGGGAUUGGAACCUUGUUCCACAGCCUUUACUAUGGAAUAAUAGAGUGAGACCUCACUGAGAUCUGUUCAGACUAUGUGGCAUCUACUAUGGGGUAUUUCCUCGGUGUCAGCAGGAUGCCCACCAGGUGUCUGUCAGGCAGUAUCUGGGCAAUCUGUGGACAGAAGAUCUUUGUGGCACUUGAAGAAGGACUCACCGAAAGCACCUACUAGCUGUGAGGUAGCCACAACUUUCAUGAAUUCCGCAUCUGAGGCUGGUGUAUUGUCAGGAAGAAGCAUCCUGAAUGCAAAGAGAAGGUUGAUCUGAAGAGGAUGCUCAGCAACCCAUAUCCAGAAAAUGUGUGUUGUCUCUAA
Onychomys torridus (southern grasshopper mouse) is the source of this 933-nucleotide messenger RNA. RefSeq names its product ring finger protein 175 (gene Rnf175). Gene Ontology annotation, cellular component: Golgi membrane; endoplasmic reticulum membrane. NCBI's taxonomy places the organism in Eukaryota, Metazoa, Chordata, Mammalia, Rodentia, Cricetidae. The record is from RefSeq and is a predicted model, not a curated record. Gene Ontology annotation, molecular function: metal ion binding; ubiquitin protein ligase activity.